Messenger RNA from Chrysemys picta bellii (western painted turtle), 6454 nucleotides. It is a transcript of the gene LYPD6, whose product is annotated as LY6/PLAUR domain containing 6. NCBI's taxonomy places the organism in Eukaryota, Metazoa, Chordata, Testudines, Emydidae. The record is from RefSeq and is a predicted model, not a curated record. Gene Ontology annotation, biological process: positive regulation of canonical Wnt signaling pathway. Gene Ontology annotation, molecular function: acetylcholine receptor inhibitor activity.
GGGGGGAAUAAUCCUGCUGUGUAACUCUAGUGAAGAUGUGUUUCUGUAUGGAAGGUGCUGUGUAAGGCUGGAAGGAUUAUGAGUUGGUUGGGAUUUCUGUGUCAGUGUCCUAAGCCAUUUUAUAAACAGAACAGGCCAUAUGAUCUAAAUACCAUAGAACUGUUUCCCCUAACUACUGACCUGAAGAAGAGCUUGGUGUAAGCUCGAAAGCUUGUCUUUCUCACCAACGGAAGUUGGUCCAAUAAAAGAUAUUACCUCACCCCCUUGUCUCUCCUCUAACUACAAUCAGAUAUCAAAAUCAGGCUGGUCAGUGCCAUUUUCUGUUACAUCAGCUUAGAUGCACAAAUUUGAUUACCCACAAGAGCCUACUGAAACUUGUCAAGAAAGGGAGUUAAUUUAAAAGUAAAACUAUAGUACUGUAUUUACAAAGAGUAAGACUGUUUUGUUAUUAAUAGUCUAACCAAUAGUGGCCUCUAUGUUAACAAUAGGAGGUGUUUGGAAAAUGUUUCUCUUUUGCACAAAAUUAUGAUUGUUGUUGACAAACUGUAAAUCUGAAAAGUUUUUGGCCUAAAAACUGAAAAUUUUGCCUGAAACUUUUUUUUUCGGGGGGGGGAAGCAGUGAAAAGUCAGUUUUCCCUGGAAAGCAGCACAUACUUUUUUACCCUCAAAAAUCAUUUAGUCAAAAACUCAAUUUUCCAUGAAAAUAAUUGGAGAUGUGUAGGGGAUGGUGGAGUGAGUUCAAGGAGCUUAAAUAAAUGGCUAGCUGCUGUACUGGGGUGUGUACGUAAGUGCACUUGUAAAAAAACCAAACAAAACACAAAUAUUCCCCCUAUGUAAUAUAGCUAUUCUGGAAUGAUGGCAAUCACUCCGGUUGCAACUGAGUUUCCAUUAUAAUUUUGUUUGUACUUGGUAUUUGUAUGGCUUGCCUGCCUGGGCGUUGGCUUUGGGCUGUGUCGGGGAGUACACUAGCACUGCUCUGCCUUAGGAUACUUUCACUCUGUUUCCUUUCCUCUCCCCUCCCAUACCUUGCAUGGUCAGGCUAUUUGUCUUUUCUCACUCAGCUUGUAUUUUUAUGCAAUUACAAGUUCUCUUUUCUUUGAUUUCCUUUGUCUCAGAUCAAUACACCAAAGUCAGCAGGUAGUCAGUCAGGCCCUGAUUCAGCAUGAUACAUAAGCAUGUGCAUUUUUCUUCCAAUUAUAAAGAGGACUUGCUCCCAAGAAACCCGUAUGAGUGAGGCCCCACUCUGCAAUGGAAUCCUGGCCUACCCUGGCCUGGGUUCUGCUACUUAGCCUGAUCGCUGACUGUCUGAAAGCAGUUCAACCUCGAGACUUUACAGUGAAAGAUAUUAUCUACCUUCAUCCUUCAACCACACCAUAUCCUGGUGGAUUUAAAUGUUUCACCUGUGAAAAGGCAGCAGACAAUUAUGAAUGCAACCGAUGGGCUCCAGAUAUCUAUUGUCCAAAAGGGACAAGAUACUGUUACACUCAACACACAUUGGAAGCCAGUGGAGAAAGUAUAUCUGUCACUAAGCGCUGUGUGACACUGGAGGACUGUUUGUCUACUGGAUGCAUAGAUUCAAAACACGAAGGCCACAAGAUCUGCACUUCCUGCUGUGAAGGAAAUAUCUGCAACUUGCCAUUACCCAGAAACGCAACUGAUGCAAUAUUUGCAACGACAUCCCCUAUAAAUCAGACAAAAAGACUUUCCCAACAUAUAUCAAUAAUAACGUCAUGUCUCCUGUUGGUAUUUACUUCAUAGCGAUGUCAUAAGGUGCCAUUUGUAUAGUUGGAAAAGCUUAACUGGAUGAAAACCUUAGUAUCAAUGUAUGACCUUAUCUUAAUAUAUGUUCACAAUCUUAGUAUUUCAACAACAUUCCCAAAAUUUUUGAUUUCUUCUUGAUUUUUGUUUGUUAAUUUUGGUUAGUAUUGCACCUAAAUGUUCCUGAAGUAUAUUCUCCUGAAGGGGAGAAUAAUCCAAUUGUUUUCACUUAAUAUUUUGAGUAGAAACACAUUUGAAAUAUUUUCAAUGCUAGUGGGUCACCCAUAUACACGGGUACAUAGAAUAUUCUUGAAAUUUGUCUUCUCUCUGUGAAGUGGUAAUAUUUGUUAAAAAUAUAUUAUGCAGCUAUAGAAUCAUAUAAUUUGAUUAUUUGAAGCUCUCUCAUGAAGGAGUAUUUAUUUACUGAUUCCAACAGAAUAAUUUGAUUAUCAUAUCAAUCUUUGGCACCUUCCUGAUUUGUUUGGAAACCACACAGUAGCUAACCUCAGCUCUAUAUGCCUGCCCUGUCAUUUUUUUUGCACACCACAAAGUUCAAUGGAUCUGCUGCUUCUCUCUCAGUGAUGUAAAUCAGGAGUAACUCCAAUGAGUUGCUGUCAAUGGAGUUACACCAGUAUAAAAGUAACAUUAGAGGAGAACUGGGUCCAAUAGAAGAUUGUGAACAAGCUUCAGCUGUUCACAGAUGCCUUCUCUAAAGUAAUCCAUCAACAGUGAAGAUGGUUUUUUUUUCUUCAUGAGAACCCAGAGAGGAAAAAGAAACCUUCACAUCUGACUUUUAAAAUGUUUGGAUGUGGUGCUGAGCAUGGUGUUGUUACCUGUUGUAAAUACUCAUCCAUUCUGUAAAGAAUGACAUCACACCUCCAUUUUGUAAGUCAAGCCUGAGAUAUUUUAAAGACCUUAGUUUUUUAAGCUCUAUUGAUUGAAGCAUGGGCUAAAAUACAACCAACCAGUUUUAGUCUAAGAGAGGAAAAUGUAUAUUAAAAGCUAUUUAAAAGCCUCCUGUGGAAUAUGAUGGUGCAUGACAAGGCAGCACAGCAAAUAGUGCUUCACAAUUUUAUUUCUUUUUACAGCUAGGUGCCCAGUCCUUCAAGGUGCUUAACACUAGCUCUAAUUUAACAAAGCACUUAAGCGCAUGCUUACCUUUAAGCACAUAAGAAGUCCCAUUGAACUCACUGUGUUUUGGAACAACCACAUAGACAUAUUCUGGCUUGAGUCCAUGCAUGCAAGUCCCAGUGAUGUCACUGGGGUAUGGACUUUAAGAGUGAGAGUAAGAUAUAGCUUGACUAAAAUCAACUUUUAUGACUAUUUUUAACUACCAUUGUAGACCGUUUUUUCUUUUAUAACUUGGAACUAAAUUACUACUAAAUUAAGAACUGAUCCAGCAAUGUUCCCACUCUCCAAAUUCCUGUUCACUUCAGUGAGAAUUAUACAUACCAAACAACCGCAGGACUAUGCCUGAGGUUUUGCAUUUAAAAGUAUAUCUCAAAAUGUAUAAAACUGCUAUUUGAAUAGCCACAUGGCAAGAAACACACUGCAGUGCAUGAUUAUACUCUGACAAAGAAAGACUAAGAAAACGUCAUUUAUUUCUAAUGUUCACUCCCGGCAUAUAGGGUGAAACUUUUACUAGUCUUGGCUAUAUUUUUGCCACCAACUGUUGUGUAUGUCACUUGUAAAUCAUUUAUACAAUAUUUAUUUUUGUAUGGUAUGAUUAGAAUCUAAUGUAUUGUUGUUGUUUUUUUUAAAAAAACAUUCUUAAGAACAAUUUACCCUAAUAGGAUAGUUGGUUUAAGAUUGGGUAAAACUGUAAUAUAUACUAUGAUCAUUUAUAAUAUUUUGCACCAGUGUUGAAAAAAGAUUAACUUGCUUUACAAGGUCAGUAGUAAAUUAAAGUUUCCCUCACUGGUUUAACUUAAAACUAAACAAAAAAGUAGGUGGAACUUUGAUAGACUGUACAAUGUGUAACUAUACAUUUAAGUGUUUUUGAGCUAUUUUUGGUUAGCAAGAAUCAACUGAUAACUUGCACUUUAUCAAAUUACAAUACAGGUUUAUGCUCUGAGGCUUAUGUGAUGAAAUGUAUUAUAAAAAGGAAGGAAAUAUUGCUGGAAUCCAAGUGCUCUGUAAAAAAUCUUCGAUAAGAAAUUGCCUUCUGAAUGGCAUAAAAAUUAUCCACAAACACUAAUCCGGUAGAGUUUCUUCAAAAUAUCAAUAAUCUCUAGACACUGUUGAUGCCGGUAAGCAAUGCUCUUGUCUUAGUUGUAAUGGCCAAUGGCUUCUUUUGGGCUACACAGCUGUACUAUUUAGGAUUGUGUGAAAGAUUUUGUGAUGGGAAAAUUGCAAAACGACACAAUUCAUCUGAACCCUCCCACCCAUGCCCCACACAUUUUUGAGGGAUUGGAGAACUUUCACUUGUGUGAAAAUUCAGGUAUUUUUACACAUUUCAGUGUGAAAAUUGAGCUUUACCCCUUUUUUUUUUGAAGUUGAAUUUUACUUCCAAAUAAAACUGAGUGAAAGUUGGCCCAUUUUCAUUCACAAAUGGUCAUGUUCUUGGUCAAAAGCCAUUGAAUUUCGGUGUUUUCAUCCAGUUGCAUCAUGUUUAUGGCAUUGCAGUAAAAUAUGUGGAUCUCUAAUUUGAGUGACCAGCUCAACCAUCCCUGUUAUUAAUUACAAGGGUGGUUGCAAUCUGCUAGUUUUAUGCAAGGGAGGCCUGCCCUUUGGGCUCCUGGCGAGUUAAUGGUGUGGCCCUCAAUUGCACAAAGUUUGGUCCCCUCUUGAGUAGACUUUCUUAGGUUAUUAAAGCCCAAUCCUGUGAGCUGCUCUGCACCCUCAACUCCCAUUGGCAUUAGAGCUGCAUAGGUCAGCCACUGAGAUUGCAAGAGUAGUCUCUCUAUACGUAAGCCGUAUCUCUAUACGCCUCUACCCCGAUGUCCUCGGGAGCAAAAAAAUCUUACUGCGUUAUAGGUGAAACCGCGCUAUAUCGAACUUGCUUUGAUCCGAUGGAGUGCGCAGCCCUGCCCCCCCGUAGCGCUGCUUUACUACGUUAUAUCUGAAUUCAUGUUAUAUCAGGUCGCGUUAUAUCGGGGUAGAGGUGUAUUUAAUACUUUUCCUGUAGAAUUUACAUUUUCGAUUCUUGGUUAACUGGGUGAUAUUUUUAGGUUACUGCUGAAGCCUCACCAAACGUAACAUUUUGAUGAGCUAGAUGAGUCGAACCAUCUUGACUAUGCUGUGGCUAUCCUUUUUACUAGGGAGGGAUUAUAUUUUAUUAAUAGUAAUAGCAUUGAAAAAAAGGUUUUGUACCUACCGUUUGUACAGUUAAAUGACAUAUGGCUAAAUUCUGGGUGUGUCUGUGUAGAUGCACUCACAGGCAAGAAAGCCCUGGGAGCCACUAUGCAGACCUCAUAUCAAGGGAGUACUAGACUGAGACAUGGCUUGUGAACUCAGUAAUGCUCUCCAGCCGUAACAAGUACAAAGCUGUGUCAAGGCACAUACUCACCUUUCCAAAGCAACAGGUACAGCCACUGCUAAUCAUGUUCUCCAGCAGCAACCCAAGCUAUUCUGAUGGUUUCAUCAUUGCAUAGAUAGAAUGAUUCAGGCUUCUUCUACUUUGCAGCUCCAUCUCCUCUAACCUCAUCCCCAUCAGUGCAUUGCAGGUGUGCAAGGAUCCAGUCUUGUCCGUAAAAGGAGAAGUUGGAACGAAGUUGCUACCAGUUCUGUUCUAUAUAGAUACAUGGGGUUUGGUCAACAAAUAAGUUAAAGUUACUGGGAAUGUACAGUGUGGGAAAUAGCUGUAUUUAUAAUAGUUUAAAAAAAAAUUCUCUGAAAACAAUGUUUACGGAGAAUCUGUGCAUAAUUCUCCUCUUUGCCCCAAACUCUUAGUGCACCAGCCAGUCUGUGGAUGUAGUAUGAUAUUUUAAUAGCAUAUAAAUGUUGAGAUGCUACAUAUUUAUUUUUAGGUUCUGAACAAUAUAUCUUCUUUUUAAAUAUCUGAUUUUUAAAUGUUGUAAAUAUUGUACAUUGUGUAAAUAAAUGAGGUUUUAAAUAUAAAAGUUGACCUAUUUGUCUGAUAAUCAGUAUGUAUUUUAAAUUGUUUUGAUAAUUCCAGCUCUUCCACUAGGUUUUCUACCCCUCCUCCUCCUCUUAGAAAAUAAUUGCAAACUUUCUUUUGUCCUUCGUUAGCUUCUUUUAGGUCACAUUAGCAAAAGAAGAACCUUUGAAGACAAGAACUAAAUUCAUUGCUCCCACAGAAAGAAGUGCCCAUGGGUCUGAUCCAUUUCCCACUAAACCUAAUGUGAAUCUUUUCAUUGAUUUCAGUGGGAGCUCUGGAUUGGAUCCUAUAUAUUUAUCCUCUGGCACUCGCUAAGAGAAGUCCAUGGUAGUUCCAUGCACAGAGUACCAGCAGGAUUGGGACGUAAGUGUUCCAGGAUAUGUUUAUAUUCCAUUAAAUUCAGUAAUCUUCCUUCUCAUGAAAAUAGUAGAAGGAUGUAGACUGUCAGUUAUUCCUCGCAGGUGAUUUUGUUAUUUGUAGGUUUAGGAGGAACUGCAAUCAUGCCAGGUUUCCAACAAUCCCAUAUUAAGCAGUGAGUAGCUUGUGUUCUUACUGCUGUUGAUGUUCAUUAAAAUUCAGCAUAUAAUAAAAAGUGAAUAUGAGAUCGUUUAAAAUAGGCUUGGAAGGAUUAGAUUU